Thalassophryne amazonica is the source of this 2392-nucleotide messenger RNA. RefSeq names its product coiled-coil domain-containing protein 6-like. The transcript has 9 exons. NCBI's taxonomy places the organism in Eukaryota, Metazoa, Chordata, Actinopteri, Batrachoidiformes, Batrachoididae. The record is from RefSeq and is a predicted model, not a curated record. The coding region runs from base 25 to 1404 and encodes 459 amino acids.
AGUCUUCUUCUGUCUCGCGCAGCCAUGGCGGACAGCGCGAGCGAGAGCGACACUGACGGAGCAGGGAGCAGCUCGGCUACCCCGAUGUCUUCCUCAGCUUCAAAUUCGGGAAAACCGAGCAUCGUCAUUUCCCAGUUUCGUCUGGAGGAACUGACGAACCGCUUGGCUUCGCUGCAGCAGGAGAAUAAAGUUCUGAAAAUUGAGCUAGAGACGUUCAAACUCAAGUGCAAAGCCCUGCAGGAGGAGAAUCGGGACCUCCGCAAAGCUAGCGUCACCAUUCAAGCAAGGGCAGAGCAAGAGGAAGAGUUCAUCAGCAACACCCUUUUCAAAAAGAUCCAGGCCCUGCAGAAGGAGAAGGAGACCUUGGCAGUCAACUAUGAGAAAGAGGAGGAAUUUCUCACCAAUGAACUUUCAAGGAAACUCAUGCAACUCCAACAUGAGAAAGCAGAGUUGGAGCAGCACUUGGAGCAGGAACAAGAGUUCCAGGUGAACAAGCUCAUGAAAAAAAUCAAGAAGAUGGAGAAUGAGACCAUUUCGAAGCAGCUAACCCUGGAACAGUUGAGGCGAGAGAAGAUUGACCUUGAGAACACAUUAGAGCAAGAGCAAGAAGCUCUGGUGAACAGACUGUGGAAAAGGAUGGACAAACUGGAGGCAGAAAAAAGAAUCCUUCAGGAGAAGUUGGACCAGCCUGUAUCUGCUCCUCCUUCCCCCAGAGACGUUUCCAUGGAGAUAGACUCACCAGAGAACAUGAUGCGGCAUAUCCGCUUCCUGAAGAAUGAGGUGGAGAGGCUUAAGAAAAGCUUGCGCACCACUGAGCUGCAGCACACAGAGAAGCGGGCCCAGUACAUAGAAGAAGAGCGACAUAUGAGGGAGGAGAACAUCCGACUGCAGAGGAAGCUUCAGAGAGAAAUGGAGCGCAGAGAAGCCCUGUGCAGACAAUUAUCUGAGAGCGAAUCCAGUCUGGAGAUGGAUGAUGAGAGGUACUUCAAUGAGAUGUCUGCACAGGGCUUGCGAGCAAGGACCGUGUCCAGCCCCAUCCCGUAUACACCCUCCCCCAGCUCCAGCCGACCCAUAUCACCUGGUUUGUCCUAUGGCAGCCACACAGUUGGGUUCACUCCUCCAGCUACACUGUCCAGAGCUGGCAUCGCCCACUACAACACCCCCGCCCUGCACAUCCACGGAAGCUCCUCCCAUGCCGUUGCGAGGCCCUCCCCUCGGAGAAGCGCCAGUCCUGACAAGUUCAAACGUCCAACACCCCCGCCCUCUCCUAACACGCAUACAGGGGCUCAACAGGCCCAGCCUCCGCUGCCCCCACCAGCCCAGCCGAUGGUCCAGUCCAUGUCGUCCCCGGCAGCUAUGUUGCAGCACACCGCGGCAGCACAGCAGCCUCCCUCCCAGCCUUAACGCCACACACACACACACACACACACACAGUCUGUCGCCACGCGUUAGGCCGCCCACUGAAUGCCACGAUGCUACCGCAACAGCAGCUUCCGUCAUUACAGCUCUGGAAGUUUCUCAGUCUUUAUCAAGUCCACAAAAGAAAGCAGCUUCAGACAGCCUGAGUGGAAGAAACGACAGCACAUCCUUAAUGAAAGUAGCUGUCUGCCAAUCCCUUAUGUGGCUCAUUUAACUACUCUUAAAAAGGAAUGGGUGGACUGAAAAAUAAUUUCUUCUGGGAUUUUUAGACCAAUUAUGUUCUUACUUCUGUCUUGUACAUUUUUUUUUCUUCCCUCUUUGCCCGGGACUUUAGCUGGUUGGAAUUGUUGUGGCGUUGCAGCGAUAGCACAAACAGCACGUGUGUGCUAUCACACAACAGCAUGGUUGUGUUUUCUGAUCAGUUGGGUGUUUGGAAUGAUGGAUGUGUGGCUGGAGAAACAGGUGACUCAGUGGAGGGAUGCGGUCAGUUCUGAUCAUGCCUAUGACGUGAUUGCAGUAAUGUCCCCCUACUCCCCUUUGCAGUGUAAAAAGGUUCACCCUCACCCCAAAUUAACACCUAGCUUUGAUUAGGGCCACGGGGAAGACUGUGAUGUUAGAGGCCAUUGGUCAAACAGCUUGUGCCACAAUUAUUUUAGUUUCUGAAAGCAUUCAAAGGUUCUGCUGCUCUUCAGUAAAAAGAAAAAGAUGGACACUGGUGCAUAAACCACAGAUAAAUGUCGCCUUUUUGAGGUGUUUAAAAUGUAGUCUGAGGUGUUACAACUUAGUCAUGUACUCAGUCUCUCUCUGCUCUCUGGUGUCUUUCUACAAGCUUCUGUCAUCCUUAAAGAUAAUCCUCAUCAGAAAAAGGAGAAAAAAAAGCUCUACACUAAAUAUACAUACUGCUCAAACAUUCUAUGUGAAUGGUACUGUUGAACUAAAUUUCUAUGUAUGAUUAAAGCUCUUGAGAUGACAA